AUGACAGCUCAGUUACUGACUUCAGAAUUGGGGAAUCUUAUACAGGAGAGCAAGAGAAAACAUGCUGAUCUUAGAAACGCCGCCGAAAAAUCAUUGGAGGAGCUGAAAACCCUGCGGCUAUCCUCUGAGGCUCAAGUAGCUGCCGAUCUUUCCCUUCGGCUUCAAUUCGUAAACCCAUUUAUUAUUGCCUGUGGAACAAAGAAUGUCAAAUACACAAGCAUCGCGAUUGUUUGCUUGCAGAGAUUAGCCGUAUCACGUGCACUGCCAAAAUCAAGACUAGGUGAAAUAUUGGAGGCAUUUCGAGGAGCUAGUCCGGCCGGCUUAGAUGUUCAGCUUAAAAUCCUUCAAGCACUGCCAUCUCUACUUCAAAACUAUGCAAAUGAUCUGACGGGAGACUUAAUAGCAACUGCAUUAAGUAUCUGCACUAUCUUGCAAGGAAGCAAGAAUGGAAUUGUUACCAACACAGCAGCAGCAACUUUACAACAGCUUGUGCUUACUAUUUUUGAAAAAGUUGUCACUGAGGAUAAAAUCUCCAAAGAGGCUCCAAUCGCGGGCGAAGCUCCCAGUGAGAAUGGACCAAUACCGCUUCGCGCAGCAGCCCUUGAUGCUUGCAGACUAUUCAAUGAUUUAUGUCUAAUGACUGAAUCUCAAAGACCACUUUUUCUUAGAUCAGCAAGCAUUCCAAAGACAUUUGGCCUAGAAUUAAUUGAAUCAGUCUUGACCAAUCACUCUCAGGUUUUCUUGACCCAUCAGGAACAAGCUAGUAUUCUUCGAUCCAGGGUAAUGCCGUUUAUCAUCAGCUCCCUCUCCGAGAAGCUGAACUUUGCAGUUACCGUGAGAAUAACACGAAUCCUGUACUCACUACUACGGUUUAAUCUCAGCAUUCUAUCUACUGAGGGCGAGAUGGCUUUAGGUCUUCUUACAUACAUGCUCGACCAUGAUACAGCACUAUGGAAACGGUCCCUGUGUAUGGAAGUUCUCAGAGGAUUAUUCUCUGACGCGGCACUUAUUAGACAAAUUUUCGCGAUGUAUGAUGCCCAGGAGGGAAGGAAACCAAUUUUACGAGACCUUGUGGCAGCAUUAGUCCGGAUAAGCUCAGAAAAGCCAUCUAUAAUAGGUUUGGGCCUACAGUCUUCUAUUCCAUUCGCAAACCACGGCAAUAGCAGUGAUACGGACCAGGCGAUGCUCGAAGCAAGCGGUGUUCCAGGAAUAAUUGGAAGCGCUGUAAGCUCAAGUGACCCAGGAGUCGGUAUUAGCACACAGUGGAGUACUAUGCGGCUUCCAUGCAUUGAACAACUAGAUAAAACAGACCCACCAUUGGUUCCUGUAACAUAUAUUUACAGCUUAACGCUAGCUUGCAUUAACGGCUUUUCAGAGGGACUCGCAAAAUUUAUUCUUCCUCUAACUGCUUCUGAAAGGUCGUCAUCAAAGCUUAAACUGCCCGAAAGCAAGCUUAAGGAAUUUGAUCCAAAUCUAUCACCCAAAGAUACAAAGGUAGAGCUGGAGAAACCAACUUUUACCAAGAAAAAUACAAUUUGGGUCAAUCCAUUGACUCUAACUAGUCACCAUCUGUUUCAUGAAAUUAAAAUAUGCGCAGGCAUUGUGGAUCAGUGCUGGCCUGCUAUACUAGCCAGCUGCUCAACCUUUUUGUACUCUGCACUAGAUGCAGAAUAUUAUCAUAGCCUUGUUAGAUCUUUUCAGAAAUUCACUCAUGUUGCUGGGCUCCUGCAUCUUUCAACACCCAGAGAUGCAUUUCUCACGACAUUAGGAAAAGCUGCCGUUCCUCCAAACCUUCUAGUUUCGAAUCUACCUGUCACAUCUCUUCCCGCGAUUCAACAUGUAGAAAAACAAGGCAUCCUAAGCAAUGCGAAAGGAUUGCUCAGUGGAGAAAGUCUAAUUCAGGAAAAAGGACGACAACCAUCUAUAGAGCCCACAUCUGCAUCCCUUAAUACAAGAAAUUUACUAUGCCUAAGGGCUUUAUUGAAUUUAGGCAUUGCCUUGGGGCCGACCCUGAGCUCAGGUUGGGAAAUUAUUCUUGGCACUCUCCAAAAUGCUGAUCUAGUCAUGCUAUCAAACUCUAUACCGGGAUCCACGGUUGCUAUCCAUAAGACUGAAAACCAGAGUAUUAACGAAAACGCUAUUACUCUCUCGGCUAACCUCGGGUCCGAGAUUAAGGCUGUAGAAACAGCUGCAGCGAGACUGAUCGAGAGCACAACGGAUUACCCUAACAAUGCUUUUUUAGAAGUAAUAAUAGCUCUAUCUUCCCUUUUAAAGGAUGAAACCUACAUAAUCCAAAGUGAAGAUCAAAAGCCCCAAGUAGCUUCUCAGAUAAAGGCGCAGACGCAUUCACGUAACAGAAAUACAAGUGUCGUCAUUUCACCUAUAAUUCAUAGUCAGAAAGAUCUAUUUGCACUAAAAAAAAUUGGAGAUGUUGCAAGUAUCAAUAUUAAUCGAUUGAUAUCGCACCCUGCAGAUAUCGGCGGAUGGGAUGUUAUUACAUCUGAAUUAAUACUAGCAUCAUGCUCGUCUACAGCUCCAGCGUCAGUCAGACUAGCAGCAGCUGAAAUUUUGACAAGUCUUAUUCUAGAAGCAGCAACAACAGCCAUCCCUCUUUCAAUCACUGAGAAUAGCGUCAUUCAACUACGGUUUCUUGACACUCUAAGAAAUUCUUUGCAAUCUCUAAGCUCUGUUGAGCGAGAAAUGUCAGUAGCUGUUCAUUCCACCGAUGUCAAUGUUCACAAAAUUAUCUUGGAAGGCUUAAAAAGUAUACUAGAACAAUGUGGGGAAUGUCUUUUGAAUGGUUGGGAUAUUGUUUUCGCCAUAAUUGGUAGUGUUUUUGUCACGGACAGCCUCAAAGUCGGCUCUACCACGAUAGAAUCCAAUGUGACAAAAACUCAUUCAGCAAAGCUUACGAGAUCUUCUUUCAAUUCUCUCGAACUUAUCUGCUCUGAUUUCCUCUCGUCAUUCCCUAACCGAUGCUUUAUAAUUCUAGUUGAUACCCUUUAUAAUUUUUGUACUCAGAAUGAUGAUUUGAAUAUAUCUCUUACGACGGUGACUUUCUUUUGGGUUUUAUCAGACUUUAUCUCUGGACGCACAAACUUUUUUUCCUGGAGCGCUGAUUUGGUUUGUGGUUCUGAAGUUCCAGACUUUAUUAAGAUGGCAGGGGGCGAGGAUCUUGCUGUCUCAGAUGCUGCAUUAUGGAUGUUAUUGUUACUAAGACUUGCAGCGGUGACUACGGAUGAUCGUCUUGAAUUGAGGAAUAGUGCUAUACAAACACUUCUUCGAAUAUUCGAUGCUUAUGGAGAUCGAUUAAGUUCCAAUGCCUGGGCAAUUUGUUUAGAAUCUGUAAUAUUUAAUCUACUCUUUUCUAUCGAAGAGAGGCUCAAGUCAACAACUGAAGAUUCUGAAAAUUUUGUUUCAGAUAAAGACAAGACCGGUUGGCACGGAACUACUGUAGUUAUCCUUACUGGGCUCACCAAUCUUUUUGCAGAUUAUAUAGAUGUACUUUCUAUUCACUCUUCUUUUGGUAAAUCAUGGCAAACUCUACUACAGCAUUUCAAUAGACUACUCGAGUUCCAGAUCCUCGAUAUUAACACUGCAGUAUUUAAUGCUUUACGACAAAUAUUAUCUAAAGGGAAUCUUCAUGAAAGUUGUGCGACAAAUUUUGAUGCCAGCGCUGUCAAUCAGGCCUGGGAUCUUUGGUCCAAAUCUUUACCAAUCUCUUCGCUCAAAACAGACAAAAAAAACACAGAUAAUCAGCAGUGUUUAGUGGCAUAUGUUUCAGCAUUGGAAGAAAUUUAUCGCUUGAUUCAGUUUAGGCUCGAUACAUCCAAAGUAAAAACAAUGCUUGCACUCCUUCAACAGGCAGUAAGACAUGCAAAUAUUACAACAUACUCCGCCGAUAUUGAUCACCUUACCCCCUUACAAUCAAAAGUUGUGGAUUUAUUCAAGAUGAUGCGUUCAGAUGUUAAGGGGGUGCCUUCCCUGCUAAUACGGCAGGUGGCAGAGAUUGUGGAACUAGCCUUUGAGCCUAGCAAUAUGACAGGAUCUAAGCAUGGACAACCUACUUUUGUGGCGCUAUCAAAAUCUUCAAUGGAUAUUCUAGAAAGACUGAUAGUGACACAUUCUUCGGAUCAAGAAAUAUAUACAUCUGGUGCUAUUUCAGAGUCUCUUGAAGCUUUUAAAACUCCUAUAGUUCUGAAAUAUUCUUUUCCUAUCAUAACAAAAAGUCUUCCGCCUUGGCAGCAAGCAACAACAUCGGUCCUUUCUUCCUUAAAAUCAAUCAUACCGUUUAUCAAUAACUCAAAUUUAAAUGAUGAGAUAGUACAAGUAGUAUGGUCAUCCAUAGUUGAAAUCGGCAAUGGCAUCAUAAAAGCUGAUUGUACAGGAUUCGAAGAAGAUACAAGGAUCAAAAUUGAUGAAAAAUAUGAUAUUGAAUGUUUCCUUGCUCUUCGCAAGCUCAUGACCCCAGCUUUAGGAUCACUCAUAAUUUCUGAUGAAACACGCCGAGCAUACACAGAAUGUCUGUUUCAAAUGUCGCUGGUUCAUACGCCCCUCCUUUAUGAACUACCUUACUCUCAUCAAGAAAUACUGGCUAUCCUCUCACAACCCCAAAAAGGACAAACUGUUGAUAUAACUCCGUCGUGCCGCUCAAAAAUGAGUUACGUAUGCUUUGAUGAGUUAGUGUCUCUAACUCGUAUACACGAUGGCUCAGAAGCGAGAAUAAAGCUUGCUCAAGCUGCUGCACCUUACUUAAUACUAAGAACUGGUCUAACGCUUCGAUCUUUUAUUGCUGACCAACCAUUACGUGGUCUAAUGCCUCAACCCUUGACUCAACGAAAUGAAUUAAUAUAUAUACUCAGAGCGCUAGUAUGCCUGAGAUGUGAGCCUAGAGCAAUACCAUACAGCACAGGUGUAGAUAGAGGAGAGAGAAAGCAUUUAGACAAAUUAUAUAUCCUGUUCGUCAAGGCAGUGCAAGUGGCAGUGCAGGAUCAAGAGCUACUACAGUGCCUCACACAAGCUCUUGAUGUAAUUGGCAAUGAUUCUGAGCCAUAG
This is a messenger RNA of Blumeria graminis f. sp. triticale, 5055 nucleotides long. The record is from the annotation of a GenBank genome assembly. NCBI's taxonomy places the organism in Eukaryota, Fungi, Ascomycota, Leotiomycetes, Helotiales, Erysiphaceae.